UGGUUAGUUUCCCAGGACAAGGACACAAACAGACCGCCUCAGUCCGAGCCUCCUUCCUUCCUUGUAUAUGUGUGUGUGUGUGUGUGUGUGUGUCGGGUCUCGUGAGUCCAAAACUUCCACCAAGUGUGCCAAAUCUGAUGAGGUGCCAUCCUGGGUCACAAGCUCAGGAUGUGUUUGUCUGUGUGGCCAGGAGGGCAGAGGGCCAGGCAGCUGAAAUCACCACUAGCUGAUGGAGCAUAUGACUUCAGACCAAGGCCCCUUUGUUUGGACAACUACAGCCGACACACAGAGGCCUGGAAAUGUCGCGUGACAUGGAAGUCGAAAAGCCGGAGAAUGAAUGGACCUGGAGAAUAAAACAAUUCUGCAUGCGUGUGUGUUGUGACGGUUUGUCGUCUACAGUGGGGGUGAUGAAACUUAACACCCCGCCUUCACUCGUUUUUGAUACCGUUGAUAUUGUUUCGCGUUUUGUCAUCAACAAAAGACUCCAAAAGAAUUAUUGUCCACAUGAUCCAUGUUUUAUGUAGCUGCUGUUUCAUAAUGAGCUGGUUCAAUGAACUUUGUACUUUCAUACAGCUACGAUGUGGGUUUAGAGGUGAGAACUGGGAACGGUGAAACUGAUAUCAAAUCGCUAUUUAAUAUGAGAAGAAUUGCCAAAUUUCCUGAGAAUCUGCUCAACGGGGGAGGAGAGAAAAUCUAAGAGUAAAAACUACUUUAUAAUUAUGAUGAAUAAAAAGGAAAACUCCCAGGGAUGAGAAUCCGCUCCUCUACAUCUGAGACCACGGUCUUGAUUCGGAAAAGGGUAGAAUUCCUUCUCCGGGUCAGGGAUGAGGUCCUGCCCCAAGUGGAGGAGUUUAAGUAUCUUGGGGUCUUGUUCACGAGUGAGGGAAAGCUGGAGCGUGAGAUGGAUAGGUGGAUUGGUGCUGCGUCUGCAGUGAUGCGGGCGUUGUACCGGUCUGUCGUGGUGAAGAGAGAGCUGAGUCAGAAGGCGAAGCUCUCGAUUUACCGGUCGAUCUACGUUCCUACCCUCACCUAUGGUCAUGACCUUUGGGUAGUGACCGAAAGAACGAGAUCGCGGAUACAAGCAGCCAAAAUGAGUUUUCUCCGAAGAGUGUCUGGGCUCUCCCUUAGAGAUAGGGUGAGAAGCUCGGUCAUCCGGGAGGGGCUCGGAGUAGACCCGCUGCUCCUCCACAUCGAGAGGAGCCAGUUGAGGUGGCUCGAGCAUCUGGUCAGGAUGCCUCCUGGAAGCCUCCCUGGUGAGGUUUUCCGGGCACGUCCAACCAGGAGGAGACCUAAAGGUAGACCCAGGACACGGUGGAGGGACUAUGUCUCUCAACCGGCUCAGGGAACGCCUUGGGAUUCCCCCGGAAGAGCUGGCCCAAGUGGCUGGGGAGAGGGAAGUCUGGACCUCUCGACUUAGUCUGCUGCCCCCGCGACCCGACUCCUGAUAAGCAGAAGAAAAUGGAUGGAUGGAUGGAUGGAUGGAUGGAUGGAUGGAUGGAUGAAUGGAUGGAUGG
This is a messenger RNA of Nothobranchius furzeri (turquoise killifish), 1514 nucleotides long. The record is from RefSeq and is a predicted model, not a curated record. NCBI's taxonomy places the organism in Eukaryota, Metazoa, Chordata, Actinopteri, Cyprinodontiformes, Nothobranchiidae.